CAUCAGUUGCUGCACAACUCGUUACGUCUGAUACCUAUAGCACGACCUUCGCAAGGCCACACGAUCACCAGCGGCCGCGUUCUUGCGGUUCUGCAUCAUCAAAUACAGGGGCGCCCACGCAGCUGUGGACGGACUUCCUGAUCGCCUUUGGUUUGUACGCGUCUGUGGAGCGCUGAAGGGCGCUGCUUGCGAACAGCUGUGUUUGAGCCAGCCCGGGCGUUAGGGGCUGCGGGUGACACUUGUUGCGAACUUUGCUCCACGCAGCGCAAGUACUGCGAGGAGCAUAGUGCGCAUUGUCAUGCUCAAGCUCAAAGCGGGGCCAGGCGUUGCUCAACAACGCGCUCCAUCGGGCUGCGCGCACGUUCCUUGCUUACGCCCACUAUCAGCGCCCGCUGCGGGGGUUCAGGCACGGUCGCUGAGCUGGGCAGGCGUGUCGGGGAGCCCAUGCCGAUGGCUUGCACCGCGCCAUCAUCGUUUGCAGCGACGCAUCGCUGCUGCUAGUGGCGGCCAGCAGCAGCCAUCCGAUGUGCGUGUGAAUGACGGCGGGAGCGAUGCAGUGUCGAACGGAGCUUCGCAGAAUGGAACCGGAAGCAGUGCGAAUGGUUACCAGCUCAGCACAAAUGGAGCUGCAGCGGCGCUGCCCUUGCCAGUGGCAUCGCCAGAGGUUGCAGAGGUCAUGAACACGCGGCCACAUCGCUGGAACGUGGUCGUAAUGAUUGCGGUCGCCUUUGUGCUGUGCAACAUGGACAAGGUAAACAUGUCGGUGGCGGUGAUACCCAUGGCGGCGGAGCUGGGGUGGUCCGCCACGGAGCGCGGCCUGGUGUCGUCGUCCUUCUUCUGGGGCUACUCCGCCACGCAGCUGCCCGCCGGCUACAUCAGCACCAAGAUCGGCGGCGCCAAGGUGCUGGCCGCCGGCGUGGCGCUGUGGUCGUUUGGCACGCUCAUCGCGCCGCCCGCCGCCCAGACGUCGCUGCUGGCGCUGUGCGCCACGCGUGUGCUGGUGGGCCUGGGCGAGGGCUUCGCCCCCAGCGCCGCCACCGCGGUGCUGGCCAAGCUGGUGCCCAGCACGGAGCGCUCGCGCGCCGUGGCGGCGGUGUGGGGCGGCCUGGACGUGGGCAGCGCAGUGGGCCUCCUGCUGUGCGGCCCGCUCAUCCGCAUGUUCGGCUGGCCGUCCGUGUUCUACCUGUUCGCGGUGCUGGGCCUGGUGUGGGUGGCGGCGUGGCCGCUGGUGCAGCCCGACAAGAUGGACCCGGACAUGAUUGCUGAGAACAAGAAGAAAGAACAGGAGCGCGCGACGCGGUUGGCGCUGGCUCAGGCGAACGAGGUGGCGGCGAGCGCGCUCGAGUCUGUGGACGAAACGCCGGUGAGCGCCACGUACGCCAAGCUGGAGAAGAGCCUGCCGCCGGACGGCAAGGUGCCCUGGGGCGAGUUCUUCAGGUCUCCCCCGGUGUGGGCGGUGACUGUGGCCCACUUCUGCUUCAACUGGGGCUACUACACGCUGCUGGCCUGGCUACCCAGCUACUUUGAGCUGGCGCUGGGCCUCAACGUGGAGCGCAGCUCCUUCCUCACGCUUAUCCCCUACAUUGCCAUGACCGCCAUGAUGCCGCUGGUGGGACCCGUGGCGGACGGCUGGGUGAAGAACGGCGUGCCGCUCACGCGCGUGCGCAAGAUCUGCCAGGGCAUUGCCUUCGUGGGCCCUGCCGUCUGCAUGAUUGCCUGCGCCAUCCUGACUCCGGCGGCGGCCGCCACCGCCAAGGCCGCGACCACUGGCGUGUCGGCCGCCGGCCCGGUGCUGACGGCCGUGCUGGUGGGCCUCAUGUCGGUGGCGUUCGCGCUGGGCGCCUGGUCGCGUGCGGGCCUGUACUGCAACCACCAGGACCUGUCGCCCAAGUACGCCUCGGCGCUGCUGGGCAUCACCAACACCGCCGGCGCCAUCCCCGGCGUGCUGGGCGUAACCAUGGCCGGCUACCUGCUGGACACCACCGCCUCCUGGGCCAACGCCCUGUUCAUCCCCACAGCCAUCUGCCAGCUGUUCGGCGCAGCCGUCUACACCUGGCUCGCCUCCUCGGAGCGCCAGAGCUGGAGCUAAGCAGCGCGCGGCGGGUAGGGGCCGAGGCAGAAGGCGGCAUGCAGGCAUGGUGGUAUUGAUGGCAGCAGCGAGUGGGCAGGGGAAGGCGACGGAGAAGUGGAAGAGGCGAUGCGCUGGUGGUUCGCGCCGGCCACUGUCGCAGCAAUGGGAGCAGCAGCGGGGGCUGGCAGCAGCAGCAGCAGCAGGAAGGCGCGGCAGUUGCUGCGGCGCGCACACGGGGGCCCGUUGUGGCUGGAGAACAGCUGCGGGCGAUGUAGCGGGCCCUGCCAGCCAUCCAGGUCUGGCCCAUCUUAUCCAGCACACACAGGCCGCUGUUAGUCGCAAGGCAGAGCAGCAUGCCAAGCCGCUGAGUGGAACGUUGCGGGGCGCACACAGUGGUUUUAGGCUUCGAAGCAUAGAGCAUCUACGGAGGUAAUGCAGCAGCGGCGCGGCAAGUUGCUUUCUGGACUGAGGAAGUGAUGGGCACGGGAGGUUGUGCCGUACGGGCACGCCUUUUUGAGCUGUUGGUCAUGGGGACACCUCGUCCGCGCAUGACUCUGUCCUCGCUGGUCGGUGCACAUGUUUGGCUGUGUAAAUGGUCACCCAGCACGUAGGUCGUUUUGCGGGCGGGCGUUGUGUGCGCACGACGGGGCCAUAUGUGUCGCACAUCGCUCGUGCGACUGAACUUCGCAGAGGGGCUCGGCGGCGGUUUCACGAGUCGACUGCGGUCUAAUGGCAUGUAUCGGACUGGUGGGCUAUCACGGGCAAUGCCAGGUGUAGUGGCUGCGCGCCUCAGACAGCGUUGCAUUUUUUGCGUUGAGUUUUUUCACAGAACCUUGGUGGGGAUGUGUGAUUCGGUGGUUCGUGCGCUAGAUACGUUGCCGUGGCAUAGAAUUGACUGUCUGCGGAGCGCUGGCGUUGUAUACCGUCAAUUCAGGUCUUGAGGGUGCCCAUCGAGCAAAUUCUCAUCGUUUUGGGGCUAUGGACAGGCUACUGCGGUGCGUGUGGGGCCGAGGAAGAUGAACUACGGUAGUGCAGGCAGGAAAGAGGGACGUAUGAGCAAAACAGCACACGGUAGGUCAGGCGAGAGAGGGUUCACCGCGUUGGGGGCGAGGAUGGCGGGGCUGCGCUCUGCGCUGCGCAGCGCAUGUUUCUGGUGGGUGCGGGCGUUUUCGCUGCGGGAGGGAACGAUGAAGCAACGAUGGAAGCAAGCCAUUGCGGUGCACCAUUGGACCGCGGGAGGCUUGGAGACUCUUGGGGCGGUAGUGAUGCGCGCACCCCUGUGAAUCUGGCUAAGUGUUUCUUUGAGUGACGAGACGGUGCAGGUACGACAUGGCCGGCAGUUGAGCAACGCGUACAGUUUUCCCCUUGCCCGUGUGAGCUCAGACAGGCGUGAACACAAUCUUACUCAGGCCACUGCACGAAAUGUGUUGUAAUUAACACGUCAU
Chlamydomonas reinhardtii is the source of this 3516-nucleotide messenger RNA. RefSeq lists its product as uncharacterized. Bases 677 to 2089 code for a protein of 470 amino acids. Gene Ontology annotation, molecular function: transmembrane transporter activity. NCBI's taxonomy places the organism in Eukaryota, Viridiplantae, Chlorophyta, Chlorophyceae, Chlamydomonadales, Chlamydomonadaceae. Gene Ontology annotation, biological process: transmembrane transport. The transcript has 7 exons. The record is from RefSeq and is a predicted model, not a curated record.